This is a messenger RNA of Vollenhovia emeryi, 6553 nucleotides long. RefSeq names its product protein timeless homolog (gene timeout). Gene Ontology annotation, cellular component: replication fork protection complex. NCBI's taxonomy places the organism in Eukaryota, Metazoa, Arthropoda, Insecta, Hymenoptera, Formicidae. The record is from RefSeq and is a predicted model, not a curated record. Bases 733 to 4719 code for a protein of 1328 amino acids. The transcript is spliced from 29 exons. Gene Ontology annotation, molecular function: DNA binding. Gene Ontology annotation, biological process: replication fork arrest; DNA repair; DNA replication checkpoint signaling.
AAGGCGAAAAUAGCCGCGUCGGGCAACGAGACGAACGACAACUUACCCCGGCGCUACGCCGCGCGCCGUUCCGUCCGACCUUCGACCGCGCGCGAGCCGCGCCGCGACCAGCCGCGAUCGGUCUCGGGGCGGAGAGAGCCGAGCGCGGCCGAACGACCGGUCACGUGACCGCGCGAAGCCGGCCGUCCGCUCGGUUCGCGCGCUUUUCCGCUCUCACCUGUUGCGUUCGGUGGUGUGUGCGGGCGCGUGUGUGUGCGCGCGCGAUUGUUUUCGGUUUUCUCGGAGAAGCGCCGACGGCCGCGGUGACAGCUUGACGCUUCCCGUGACGGCGUCUCGUGCCGGCUGUUCCGAGCGUGCGGGCGUGCGUCCCGUCCCGGCGAGCGCUUUAUUUCCGCGGGACAAAGCGCGCGCGUGUGACAUAACCUAGAAACGCGGCGCCUGGAUCCUCCACUGCGGGCUGUACGGACUUGUCGUGUCGUGUGUUGUCAAGCCGGCUCUGUCGACACAAAGACAAGUUGCCGAUAAAUCGAAGCGAAUCCGUUCUGGUAUCUUUGCGUAUUUACUGGACUUGAUUAUUUCUGGCGAGACGCCCGGCAAGUCCAAACCCUGGCCGAGGCCAGCGAAAUCGAGAGCGAAAUCGGAAGUCGCUGUGGCCGCGCGUACUAAAAUCGCCGACGGUCCGAGGGAUAAAUAUCGCACGCUGAAAACUUGGCGGUGCAAAUCGCUCGAAACAUGACGGACUAUCUGUCCGCCGAGCUCACCGCCACUUGCGCCGUCAUCGGAUACUUCGACGGGACCGCCUAUCACUUGGACAAAAAUUGCCUGGAUGUCGUGAAGGAUCUCAUUAGAUACCUUAAGAGGGACGACGACACGCACACUAUAAGACGCUUCCUCGGACAAACGAGAUUACUGCAGACGGAUCUUGUAAAGAUACUAAUACAUCACGUUGAGAAAACCGAGCUCUGGGACGUCCUGCUGCGAUUACUUAUUAACCUGACGAGCUCCGCGUUCGUGAUUUACAACGAACAGAUACCGAGCGAGAAGACGGCGUAUAGCUUGUAUCAGAGGCUCGUCUCGUAUUUGCAAGAGUACAAGGCGGCGUUGGCCGACGAGGCGGUGUGGUCGGCGGUGGCCGGUCGUUUGGCGAGUCUACUUAACGUUGAUGGCCCGGAGAGAGGGGAGGACGACGAGUUGACGAUCGAAAGAAUACUCGCUUUCGUUAGAAACGUACUGCAAGUGCCGCCUAACGAUAACGAGAAGAGGGCCGAUAACGACGCUACUGUUCACGACGAGCUGCUGUUUGCGUUCCAUGCCUCGGGCAUAGUGGACAUUUUGCUGUUCAUUGUCAGCAGCAAUAAGGAACAACAGUAUCACAUGCAAAUUUUAGAGAUUAUAUCUUUAAUGUUACGUGAGCAAAAUGCAAGCCUGCUGGCUGCAUCUGGGCUGCAACAUGGCACCGCCGAGAGGGAAAAUGACGAGGCUUGCCUCGUAGCCAUGCGGCAAAAAGAGCUACGCGAAAAAAUGGACAAAGUAAAGAAGUACGCUGGAUCGCGACACUCACGAUUCGGCGGUACUUACGUUGUGGAGAAUAUGAAAGCUACCGGAGAAAAUCCACUGAUCUGCCAUAAGCCGUACCAAAAGAUCGACGCACUAGAAUUCGGCCACAAUCAGAAAAGAGUGAAGCGGCGCAAAGAUAAAAUCGGCCCGCAGGACACCAAGGAGGAGCGCACGUCUGCCCUCAGCGUGCGGCUCUUUCUGAAAGAGUUUUGCGUCGAGUUCCUAAGCGGCGCUUACAAUCCCGUGAUGAGAUUCUGUAGGUCUUGCUUCAUCAACGACGUCCAGGGCCAGGCGGCGGAAACGGCUGUCUAUCUGUGGGCCUUGCGCUUCUUCAUGGAGUUCAAUCGACAUUACAAGUUCCAGGUGAAAUAUGUGAGCGAAACCAUAUCCACGGAAGUGUUUUAUUUGGUCCAAAGGCAAAUGGUACAAUACUAUGAGAUGAUUGUAGUUGACAAGAAAAAGAUACCGCUUUGGUCUCGUAGAUUGCAUUUGGGAUUAAAGGCAUAUCAGGAGCUUCUUAACACUCUCAUGGCGAUGGAUAAGAGCACAGACGAUGGUGUUAGAGAAUCCAGCAAGAUAAUUAAAAGCAAUAUCUUCUAUGUCCUGGAAUAUCGGGAAACGAUACUCUCUCAGCUUUUGUGCUUCGACGAGGUUAAAAUGUCACGGCAGUACUUGGUGGAUCUUGUAACGACUGCUCACAUAUUUCUAAAAAUGCUCGAGCACUUUUGCCAGAGGGGCCAACGGCAUCUCGUGGUUCAAAAAGUCAAGGCGAAGAGAAGAAAGGCUAAAAGGAAUAAAAAGAACCCAGAACCCACUCGGAGCAACGUAACCGCAGCUCCUACUUUGGAGGAACGUUGGGAUAUUGUCGAUAUCGAAUUAUCUGCCGUUAUGCGCGAUGGCGUUAUACCUGUAAUGGUGCCGUUUGACGCAACGUUAAAUACGCCUAUCGACGAUCAAAAAGCGGACACCAUGAAGAGAAUCCAGAAAUUGUUGCGACAGAGGAACUUGGAGCAGGCAGUUGGUCUCCUACGUGCAGCAAGAGAAGUCUGGCCCGAGAAUGACCACUUUGGAAAAGUGGACAUACUUCCCGAGGAAGAGUUUCUGGCUCUUCACGAGAUCUUUUUUGCAGACCUGGGCGUGGUCGAAAAUCAGAUCGCUACUCAGGAAACGAUGAAUGAGGAUCGAGACACUGAAAACCCUGGAAACCGCGAAGAAAAUGAAGAAGAAGAUGACGAAGAAGAUGAAGAAGAGGGAGAAACUAUUUACCAAGAAACUGACUUUAAAAUGGACGAAUUUCUUCAGAGGUUCGCCAACGUGAAGAUCGUCAAGGCUUUAGCACUACUAAUGCAACAAUUCGAAAACAACCCAGUCGAGGUAAAUCACUAUGUAACAAAAAUGUUACAUCGGAUUGCUUGGGAUUGUAAAAUGCCGGCUAUGAUAUUUCAAGCGUCCAUAUUUCGGACUUUUCAAAGAAUCCUGCAAUCAAGGGACCCUGCACAUAAGGAGCUCCAGAGGUUCGCGGUCUUCAUAAUCCGCCGUUUCAUCGAAGUCGCGAAGAAGAACCGGAAGUCGUACAUGGAGCUGUUCUGCUGGAAGACUACCCGCGACGCGACAGAAAUCGUGGAUGGCUACAGCGCGGAAACGACUAACAAGAAAGUUUCACGAGCAACCUGGACGGAGGCGGAAGAGGAUGAGCUGCGUACCCUCUUCAUGGAGCAUCAGACUAACAAAUAUCCUCAAGAUUUAAUUGAUUGGCUGUUGGAGCACGUCAUCAAUGAAAAUAGAACGCGGCGUACCAUCAUCAAGAAACUCAAGGAGAUGUGUUUGAUUGUCAAUUCUAAGGGCGUGCGAGCCGAGGUACAAAAGAGAUUACCCAAGGAGUGGUCUGAGGAAGAAAUCGCCCAGCUCACAGAACUUUGGACUCAGUUCAAGGACGAUGACGAUCCCGUGGAUUUGAUUUUCACCGGACUUAGAAUAAAGCGGCCGAAGCCGAAGAUCAAGGAGAAGCUUCUGGAAUUAGGGCUGGCGCAGGAUCGCAGGGAGCUGCGCAAAAAGCGGUCCAGAAAAAGCAACCAGGGUAAAUCGUCGUGGGAAACGCAAGCUGCCAGUAAUUCUGACGGGAACGAAAGUUCAGCCACCGACGACGAAGACGGCGAAGAAACUCGAAAAUCCUCGAAGCGGGGCGGCGCGCCCCGGCGGAGCGAGGAGCCGACGAAAAAGAAGCAACGGAACAGGCGGAAGCUACCGACGAUCGUUUACACGGAUGCACAAUUAUCCGGUCUCUUGAAGGACGUCAUCGACAGGGACAUGAGAGAGGCGUUGGAAUGGAUCAUGGAAUCCCUGCAAGACGUUCUGGACGAUCGUGACGAGGAGAGCUCCGAGGGCAUACCCUUGGUGCCGCUGACAGAUUGCUCGUCGGCCGCGAUGGAUUUGCCGAGUUUUCAAAAGCUCCUUCGCGCCAUGGGAUUUGUGCCACCGGCUGAUGCCCAGGAAUCUUAUUGGCGUAUCCCGGCGAAUAUGCUUACAACCACGCUCCAGAAGCGCUACAAACUCAUCGAAGACGCUCUAGCCGGUGAAUUCGUUGUCGAGGAAACGCGCGAGGAUCGUGCCGAUACCGACGAAAGGGCGGACGACAGUGAAGACGACACCAAUGUGUUCGAGAACGUUAAAAAGUUCUUUACGCCUAGAGACCCGGGACCGUCGACUUCCGCGCAAUCGGAACCGUCUAGUAAAGUUCAGUUAUCACAAAGAUCCAAAACAUUAUUGACAUUAAACGAGGACAGUGAUGAAGCAGAGGCUAUAGAAAAAAAUGAUGAAACGAGAGUCGCCGUGAAAGCGCAUAAAGAAAGUACAGGCAACGUGAGAAAUCGAGUAAGGACGCUCGACGACUCCUCCGAGUCGGAAAUGGAAAUCGAGAGGGACAUCGGUGACAUGAACGACGACACAAAGAGAGAUAGACCUGAGUCUUCAUCCGAUACGGACAAACCGUCCAGUAAGAAACGUCGAUUACUCGACAGUGACGAGGAGGGAGAAUCGCUAAGAAGCGAUUGCAUCGAGGCAAAUGGCGCUCCUGUAAUAAUUAGCGACGAUGAAGAAUUGCCCAACGUACGGUCUAAGCGGUCUGCAUUAUCCCACGUAAUAAUCAGCGACGAAGAAGAUUAGGAGAGUGCGUUUAUAUGUUCGUUUUUAUUCCAGAUAUUUAAAUAUUCUUAAACACUCGAAAACAUAUUUUUUUGUUUGCUCUUAACUCGAACAAUAAUUAAAGCGAAAAUUAAACUAAAACGUGGGCCGAUUGUUCCAACUCCUUGGUAAGUUAAUCAAUAGUUAAAUCACAUUUGUCUUCGUUUUUUUUUCUUCAAAUUAAACGUAUAAUUUAACCAUUAGUUGCCAAGACGUUGGAAAAACGGGGCCCUUUGUCGAAUAUUCUUCUAUGAUAAAUUUGCUUCGCCGAGAUAAAAUUUGUGUGAUAAGGUGGAAAUAAGUAUUUAAUUUUAACAGAAAAGAAUCACAAGUGACAAUUGCGUGUUUUGAGAAAAUUCGUCUGUGGCUGAAUUUUGAGAAAAAAAAUCGCUUCAACAUUGUUAGCUUCUGUUGGGAAGGCGACACGUACGGGACGCCUUGCAGGCAUCGGCUUUAUCCGCGAGCGCUCGUACCGGGGGCUUACACACUAGGCGUUGUAAGCUUCGUCAAGGUCCCACGUGCUAUUCCCCUCCGCGAUACGCCCUUACGAGCGGUGGCCACCCUGGCGCACGCUUCAGGGUGCCAAGAAAAACAGUUCCCGAAAGGCGUCCACAUUUCGCCAAGUAACGACGAAGAGAACAUGCGAGCGCGGCGGUGCCGGCUGGCGAGCGUGUCUCCGGCGUCGACGCCGCCGGCUGCGGGUCAUCGACCUUGGUCACGUGGCCGCCGGCCCGGGCACUUCCGCGCCCGCGCCGGGCUUGCAGUCCCGCGUCGCCGCGACCGACCUCCUCGAUCACGUGCUCCCCGGUUCGGCGGUUGGUCAAUGCGGCUGACUUUACGUCUUUUGAUGGGCAGGUGAGGAGUCUUGGCGAGUGUUAACGAUACGUACGUGUGCAUCGAGACGUAAUCGCGCGACGAAAGACCAGCCCUCACCUUUCCCGGUGCCCACCUUCGACGGCUAACGACGGCGGCGCGGACCGGCGGGACCCACGCGCGGAACGACGCGUAAUGUCGCCGCAAGGAUUGCGCGACUCGCCGAUAUACGAUCAGGAAAUCAUGCCGGGCCAAGAAUCGCGAAAAACGCCUAGCCCGCGAAUCUAGUCGCGAACGUUGCGUCGUAUUGUCGCGCGCGACGAGACGCCAAGCCCCGCACAAAUUUACAUGCGUAAUUAGUCAACCGCUGUUCGCUGAUAAAGACGUUCAACUGUCUCUGUUCCCUCGCUUCCCCAUUUUACUCUAUUACCUCGCCGUAUUGUCGUCUUUAUGUAGUUACAUAUUUCUUCAUUAUUUUAUCAUCGGCCGACUUGACCGUUCUAUCUAAAUCAUCUAGGUAUUCUGUAUGUAUUUAAUAAUAAAACGAAACAAAGUUAUUCCCAUUCCUUUCGUAUGUCUGAUUCUUACACACGUUACUUUAUCUUGUCUUAUCUUACGCGUGAAUUUUAUCUUUUUUUUUAUUUAUAUAUUUUCUACUAUGUUCUUUUAUCAUGUACUUGCCAUUUAUCUUCUUUACUUUAUGUAUGCAAAUUAUACUUUGUGUAUAAGACAUUGCAUUUCCUUUCCUACAUUUAUUGAUUCGAGUAUCGCCGUCACAUUGUGAAAUCGAGCCUGAACACGAGUAUUGAUGGCCCCGGUGGCUGAGCGGUAAGUAGAAAAUCUAGGGUCUGAUCACGGGCUGCCGUGAUCUAAUCUAUUAAUCUACUUGCGCACGAGCGCGGGCACGUCUACGGCGGUCGUCAUCCCGUCAUCUUCGUCACUAUAGAACGGCCAGAUUCCAGAAGGGUGACCACGUGCAUUCUAAUCUCAACUUUCGUAUGCC